Molecule: messenger RNA, 11244 nt
Organism: Leptidea sinapis
Lineage: Eukaryota; Metazoa; Arthropoda; Insecta; Lepidoptera; Pieridae
Product: fibroin heavy chain-like
Exons: 12
Coding region: 1-11244 (3747 amino acids)
Source: RefSeq, a predicted model, not a curated record
AUGUCCCAAAAUAAACUGGACAUUAUAAAUGUGGUGAAGCUGCUGAAUAGUCCACAGGAGAGUGGAGGUGACGACCGUGGUUCUACCGAGGACAAUUCCAAUGAGAAACCGCGAAAGAAACAAAAAGAAGUAAAAAAGAAAGGCCGCGAGUACAGUUCAAGUGAAAAUAAAAACAAUUCCAAUGAGAAACCGCGAAAGAAACAAAAAGAAGUAAAAAAGAAAGGCCGCGAGUACAGUUCAAGUGAAAAUAAAAACAAUUCCAAUGAGAAACCGCGAAAGAAACAAAAAGAAGUAAAAAAGAAAGGCCGCGAGUACAGUUCAAGUGAAAAUAAAAUAUCCAUCGGUCUUGGGGGUAUCGUUGAGAAUGAAUUUGAUGGAUUUGGUUUCCUGUUAUCCAAACAUCAUGGUAACGAUGACUGUUCCGAUGAAAACGGAUACUGGGACGAUGAUACUGAUGAAAACACAGUUGGAUUUAGAAAGGGUGCAGGUUCAGGAGCUGGUCAAAGUAAUGGCAAAGGAUCUGGGACUGGUUUAGGAUAUGGUCAAGGAAAUGGCGGAGGAUCAGGUUAUGGACAAGGAUCAGGUGCAGGCGCAGGAUCUGGUGCAGGAGCAGGAUCAGGUGCUGGUUCUGGAAAAGGGUAUGGACAAGGAUCAGGUGCAGGCGCAGGUGCAGGUGCUGGUUCUGGACAAGGUCAAGGAAGUGGCGCAGGAUCAGGUGCUGGUUUUGGAUAUGGUCAAGGAAAUGGCGGAGGAACAGGGUAUGGACAAGGAUCAGGUGCAGGCGCAGGUGCAGGUGCUGGUUCUGGACAAGGUCAAGGAAGUGGCGCAGGAUCAGGUUCUGGUUUUGGAUAUGGUCAAGGAAAUGGCGGAGGAUCAGGUUAUGGACAAGGAUCAGGUGCAGGCGCAGGAUCUGGUGCAGGAGCAGGAUCAGGUGCUGGUUCUGGAAAAGGUCAAGGAAGUGGCGCAGGAUCAGGUGCAGGCGCAGGUGCAGGUGCUGGUUCUGGACAAGGUCAAGGAAGUGGCGCAGGAUCAGGUUCUGGUUUUGGAUAUGGUCAAGGAAAUGGCGGAGGAUCAGGUUAUGGACAAGGAUCAGGUGCAGGCGCAGGAUCUGGUGCAGGAGCAGGAUCAGGUGCUGGUUCUGGAAAAGGUCAAGGAAGUGGCGCAGGAUCAGGUGCAGGCGCAGGUGCAGGUGCUGGUUCUGGACAAGGUCAAGGAAGUGGCGCAGGAUCAGGUGCUGGUUUUGGAUAUGGUCAAGGAAAUGGCGGAGGAACAGGGUAUGGACAAGGAUCAGGUGCAGGCGCAGGUGCAGGUGCUGGUUCUGGACAAGGUCAAGGAAGUGGCGCAGGAUCAGGUGCUGGUUUUGGACAAGGUCAAGGAAGUGGCACAGGAUCAGGUGCAGGCACAGGUGCAGGUGCUGGUUUUGGAUAUGGUCAAGGAAAUGGCGGAGGAUCAGGUUAUGGACAAGGAUCAGGUUAUGGACAAGGAUCAGGUGCAGGCGUAGGAUCUGGUGCAGGCGCAGGUGCAGGUGCUGGUUCUGGACAAGGUCAAGGAAGUGGCGCAGGAUCAGGUGCUGGUUUUGGAUAUGGUCAAGGAAAUGGCGGAGGAUCAGGUUAUGGACAAGGAUCAGGUGCAGGCGUAGGUUCUGGUGCAGGCGCAGGUUCAGGUGCUGGUUCUGGACAAGGUCAAGGAAGUGGCGCAGGAUCAGGUUCAGGCGCAGGUGCAGGUGCUGGUUCUGCUUCUGGGAAAGGUCAAGGAAGUGGCACAGGAUCAGGAGCAGGUGCUGCUUCUGGAAAAGGUCAAGGAAGUGGCGCAGGAUCAGGUUAUGGACAAGGAUUAGGUGCAGGCACAGGAUCUGGUGCAGGAGCAGGAUCAGGUGCUGCUUCUGGAAAAGGUCAAGGAAGUGGCGCAGGAUCAGGUGCAGGCGCAGGUGCUGGUUCUGGACAAGGUCAAGGAAGUGGCUCAGGAUUAGGUGCAGGCGCAGGUGCUGGUGCUGGUUCUGGACAAGGUCAAGGAAGUGGCGCAGUAUCAGGUGCAGGUGCUGCUUCUGGAAAAGGUCAAGGAAGUGGUGCAGGAUUAGGUGCAGGCGCAGGUGCAGGUUCUGGUCAAGGAUCAGGUUAUGGACAAGGAUCAGGUUAUGGACAAGGAUCAGGUUAUGGACAAGGAUCAGGUGCAGGAGCAGGAUCAGGUGCUGCUUCUGGAAAAGGUCAAGGAAGUGGCUCAGGAUCAGGUGCAGGUGCUGGUUCUGGACAAGGUCAAGGAAGUGGCGCAGGAUCAGGUGCAGGAGCUGGUUCUGGACAAGGUCAAGGAAGUGGCGCAGGAUCAGGAGCAGGCGCAGGUGCAGGUGCUGGUUCUGGACAAGGUCAAGGAAGUGGCGCAGGAUCAGGUGCAGGAGCUGGUUCUGGACAAGGUCAAGGAAGUGGCUCAGGAGCAGGAUCAGGUGCUGGUUCUGGAAAAGGUCAAGGAAGUGGCGCAGGAUCAGGUGCAGGCGCAGGUGCAGGUGCUGGUUUUGGAUAUGGUCAAGGAAAUGGCGGAGGAUCAGGUUAUGGACAAGGAUCAGGUGCAGGCGUAGGAUCUGGUGCAGGAGCAGGAUCAGGUGCUGCUUCUGGAAAAGGUCAAGGAAGUGGCUCAGGAUCAGGUGCAGGUGCUGGUUCUGGACAAGGUCAAGGAAGUGGCGCAGGAUCAGGUGCAGGAGCUGGUUCUGGACAAGGUCAAGGAAGUGGCGCAGGAUCAGGAGCAGGCGCAGGUGCAGGUGCUGGUUCUGGACAAGGUCAAGGAAGUGGCGCAGGAUCAGGUGCAGGCGCAGGUGCAGGUGCUGGUUUUGGAUAUGGUCAAGGAAAUGGCGGAGGAUCAGGUUAUGGACAAGGAUCAGGUUAUGGACAAGGAUCAGGUGCAGGCGUAGGAUCUGGUGCAGGCGCAGGUGCAGGUGCUGCUUCUGGAAAAGGUCAAGGAAGUGGCGCAGGAUCAGGUUAUGGACAAGGAUCAGGUGCAGGCGCAGGUGCAGGUGCUGGUUCUGGACAAGGUCAAGGAAGUGGCGCAGGAUCAGGUGCAGGCGCAGGAUCUGGUGCAGGAGCAGGAUCAGGUGCUGGUUCUGGAAAAGGUCAAGGAAGUGGCGCAGGAUCAGGUGCAGGUGCAGGUGCUGGUUCUGGACAAGGUCAAGGAAGUGGCGCAGGAUCAGGUGCAGGAGCUGGUUCUGGACAAGGUCAAGGAAGUGGCGCAGGAUCAGGUGCAGGCGCAGGAUCAGGUGUUGGUUUUGGAUAUGGUCAAGGUAAUGGCGGAGGAUCAGGUUAUGGACAAGGAUCAGGUGCAGGCGUAGGAUCUGGUGCAGGCGCAGGUGCAGGUGCUGGUUCUGGACAAGGUCAAGGAAGUGGCGCAGGAUCAGGUGCUGGUAUUGGAUAUGGUCAAGGAAAUGGCGGAGGAUCAGGUUAUGUACAAGGAUCAGGUUAUGGACAAGGAUCAGGUGCAGGCGUAGGAUCUGGUGCAGGCGCAGGUGCAGGUGCUGGUUCUGGACAAGGUCAAGGAAGUGGCGCAGGAUCAGGUGCUGGUUUUGGAUAUGGUCAAGGAAAUGGCGGAGGAUCAGGUUAUGGACAAGGAUCAGGUGCAGGCGUAGGAUCUGGUACAGGCGCAGGUGCAGGUGCUGGUUCUGGACAAGGUCAAGGAAGUGGCGCAGGAUCAGGUGCAGGCGCAGGUGCAGGCGCAGGUGCUGGUUCUGGACAAGGUCAAGGAAGUGGCGCAAAAUCAGGUGCAGGCGCAGGGUCUGGUUUUGGAUAUGGUCAAGGAAGUGGCACAGGAUCAGGUGCAGGCGCAGGUGCAGGUGUUGCUUCUGGAAAAGGUCAAGGAAGUGGCGCAGGAUCAGGUGCAGGUGCUGGUUCUGGACAAGGUCAAGGAAAUGGCGGAGGAUCAGGUUAUGGACAAGGAUCAGGUGCAGGCGUAGGAUCUGGUGCAGGCGCAGGUGCAGGUGCUGGUUCUGGACAAGGUCAAGGAAGUGGCGCAGGAUCAGGUGCAGGCGCAGGAUCAGGUGCAGGCGCAGGAUCAGGUGCUGGUUUUGGAUAUGGUCAAGAAAAUGGCGGAGGAUCAGGUUAUGGACAAGGAUCAGGUUAUGGACAAGGAUCAGGUGCAGGCGUAGGAUCUGGUGCAGGCGCAGGUGCAGGUGCUGGUUCUGGACAAGGUCAAGGAAGUGGCGCAGGAUCAGGUGCUGGUAUUGGAUAUGGUCAAGGAAAUGGCGGAGGAUCAGGUUAUGUACAAGGAUCAGGUUAUGGACAAGGAUCAGGUGCAGGCGUAGGAUCUGGUGCAGGCGCAGGUGCAGGCGCAGGAUCAGGUGCUGGUUUUGGAUAUGGACAAGGAUCAGGUGCAGGCGCAGGAUCUGGUGCAGGAGCAGGAUCAGGUGCUGGUUCUGGAAAAGGUCAAGGAAAUGGCGGAGGAUCAGGUUAUGGACAAGGAUCAGGUGCAGGCGUAGGAUCUGGUGCAGGCGCAGGUGCAGGUGCUGGUUCUGGACAAGGUCAAGGAAGUGGCGCAGGAUCAGGUGCAGGCGCAGGAUCAGGUGCUGGUUUUGGAUAUGGUCAAGAAAAUGGCGGAGGAUCAGGUUAUGGACAAGGAUCAGGUUAUGGACAAGGAUCAGGUGCAGGCGUAGGAUCUGGUGCAGGCGCAGGUGCAGGUGCUGGAUCUGGACAAGGUCAAGGAAGUGGCGCAGGAUCAGGUGCAGGCGCAGGAUCAGGUGCUGGUUUUGGAUAUGGUCAAGGAAAUGGCGAAGGAUCAGGUUCAGGCGCAGGUGCAGGUGCUGGUUCUGCUUCUGGGAAAGGUCAAGGAAGUGGCACAGGAUCAGGUGCAGGUGCUGCUUCUGGAAAAGGUCAAGGAAGUGGCGCAGUAUCAGGUUAUGGACAAGGAUCAGGUGCAGGCACAGGAUCUGGUGCAGGAGCAGGAUCAGGUGCUGCUUCUGGAAAAGGUCAAGGAAGUGGCGCAGGAUCAGGUGCAGGCGCAGGUGCAGGUGCUGGUUCUGGACAAGGUCAAGGAAAUGGAUCAGGUGCAGGCGCAGGUGCAGGUGCUGGUUCUGGACAAGGUCAAGGAAGUGGCGCAGGAUCAGGUGCAGGUGCUGCUUCUGGAAAAGGUCAAGGAAGUGGCGCAGGAUUAGGUGCAGGCGCAGGUGCAGGUGCUGGUCUAGGAUCUGGUUAUGGACAAGGAUCAGGUUAUGAAAAAGGAUCAGGUGCAGGCGCAGGUGCAGGUGCUGCUACUGGAAAAGGUCAAGGAAGUGGCGCAGGAUCAGGUGCAGGUGCUGGUUCUGGACAAGGUCAAGGAAAUGGCGCAGGAUCAGGUGCAGGCGCAGGAUCAGGUGCUGGUUUUGGAUAUGGUCAAGGAAAUGGCGGAGGAUCAGGUUAUGGACAAGGAUCAGGCGCAGGAACAGGUGCAGGUGCUGGUUCUGGACAAGGUCAAGGAAGUGGCGCAGGAUCAGGUGCAGGUGCUGCUUCUGGAAAAGGUCAAGGAAGUGGCGCAGGAUCAGGUGCAGGCGCAGGAUCAGGUGCUGGUUUUGGAUAUGGUCAAGGAAAUGGCGGAGGAUCAGGUUAUGGACAAGGAUCAGGUUAUGGACAAGGAUCAGGUGCAGGCGUAGGAUCUGGUGCAGGCGCAGGUGCAGGUGCUGGUUCUGGACAAGGUCAAGGAAGUGGCGCAGGAUCAGGUGCAGGCGCAGGUGCAGGUGCUGGUUCUGUUUCUGGGAAAGGUCAAGGAAGUGGCACAGGAUCAGGAUAUGGACAAGGAUCAGGUGCAGGCGCAGGAUCAGGUGCUGGCGCAGGAUCAGGUGCUGGUUUUGGAUAUGGUCAAGGAAAUGGCGGAGGAUCAGGUUAUGGACAAGGAUCAGGCGCAGGAACAGGUGCAGGUGCUGGUUCUGGACAAGGUCAAGGAAGUGGCGCAGGAUCAGGUGCAGGUGCUGCUUCUGGAAAAGGUCAAGGAAGUGGCGCAGGAUCAGGUGCAGGCGCAGGAUCAGGUGCUGGUUUUGGAUAUGGUCAAGGAAAUGGCGGAGGAUCAGGUUAUGGACAAGGAUCAGGUUAUGGACAAGGAUCAGGUGCAGGCGUAGGAUCUGGUGCAGGCGCAGGUGCAGGUGCUGGUUCUGGACAAGGUCAAGGAAGUGGCGCAGGAUCAGGUGCAGGCGCAGGUGCAGGUGCUGGUUCUGUUUCUGGGAAAGGUCAAGGAAGUGGCACAGGAUCAGGAUAUGGACAAGGAUCAGGUGCAGGCGCAGGAUCAGGUGUAGGAUCUGGUACAGGCGCAGGUGCAGGAAGUGGCACAGGAUCAGGUGCAGGUGCUGGUUCUGGACAAGGUCAAGGAAGUGGCUCAGGAUCAGGUGCAGGCGCAGGUUCUGGACAAGGUCAAGGAAAUGGCGGAGGAUCUGGCGCAGGAACAGGUGCAGGUGCUGGUUCUGGACAAGGUCAAGGAAGUGGCGCAGGAUCUAGCGCAGGAACAGGUGCAGGUGCUGGUUCUGGACAAGUUCAAGGAAGUGGCGCAGGAUCAGGUGCAGGCGCAGGUGCUGGUUUUGGAUAUGGUCAAGGAAGUGGCACAGGAUCAGGUACAGGCGCAGGUGCAGGUGCUGGUUCUGGACAAGGUCAAGGAAGUGGCUCAGGAUCAGGUGCAGGCGCAGGUGCAGGUGCUGGUUCUGGAUAUGGUCAAGGAAAUGGAGGAGGAUCAGGUGCAGGCGCAGAGUCUGGUGCAGGAGCAGGAUCAGGUGUUGCUUCUGGAAAAGGUCAAGGAAGUGGCGCAGGAUCAGGUGCAGGUGCUGGUUCUGGACAAGGUCAAGGAAAUGGCGGAGGAUCAGGUUAUGGACAAGGAUCUGGUGCAAGCGCAGGUGCAGGUGCUGGUUCUGGACAAGGUCAAGGAAGUGGCGCAGGAUCAGGUGCAGGCGCAGGAUCAGGUGCUGGUUUUGGAUAUGGUCAAGGAAAUGGAGGAGGAUCAGGUGCAGGCGCAGGGUCUGGUGCAGGAGCAGUAUCAGGUGUUGCUUCUGGAAAAGGUCAAGGAAGUGGCGCAGGAUCAGGUGCAGGUGCUGGUUCUGGACAAGGUCAAGGAAAUGGCGGAGGAUCAGGUUAUGGACAAGGAUCUGGUGCAGGCGCAGGUGCAGGUGCUGGUUCUGGACAAGGUCAAGGAAGUGGCGCAGGAUCAGGUGCAGGCGCAGGAUCAGGUGCUGGUUUUGGAUAUGGUCAAGGAAAUGGAGGAGGAUCAGGUGCAGGCGCAGGGUCUGGUGCAGGAGCAGGAUCAGGUGUUGCUUCUGGAAAAGGUCAAGGAAGUGGCGCAGGAUCAGGUGCAGGUGCUGGUUCUGGACAAGGUCAAGGAAAUGGCGGAGGAUCAGGUUAUGGACAAGGAUCAGGUUAUGGACAAGGAUCUGGUGCAGGCGCAGGUGCAGGUGCUGGUUUUGGACAAGGUCAAGGAAGUGGCGCAGGAUCAGGUGCAGGCGCAGGAUCAGGUGCUGGUUUUGGAUAUGGUCAAGGAAAUGGCGGAGGAUCAGGUUAUGGACAAGGAUCAGGUUAUGGACAAGGAUCAGGUGCAGGCGCAGGAUCUGGCGCAGGAACAGGUGCAGGUGCUGGUUCUGGACAAGGUCAAGGAAGUGGCGCAGGAUCAGGUGCAGGCGCAGGUGCUGGUUUUGGAUAUGGUCAAGGAAGUGGCACAGGAUCAGGUGCAGGCGCAGGUGCAGGUGCUGGUUCUGGACAAGGUCAAGGAAGUGGCUCAGGAUCAGGUGCAGGCGCAGGUGCAGGUGCUGGUUCUGGAUAUGGUCAAGGAAAUGGAGGAGGAUCAGGUGCAGGCGCAGGGUCUGGUGCAGGAGCAGGAUCAGGUGUUGCUUCUGGAAAAGGUCAAGGAAGUGGCGCAGGAUCAGGUGCAGGUGCUGGUUCUGGACAAGGUCAAGGAAAUGGCGGAGGAUCAGGUUAUGGACAAGGAUCAGUUUAUGGACAAGGAUCAGGUGCAGGCGUAGGAUCUGGUGCAGGCGCAGGUGCAGGUGCUGGUUCUGGACAAGGUCAAGGAAGUGGCGCAGGAUCAGGUGCAGGCGCAGGAUCAGGUGCUGGUUUUGGAUAUGGUCAAGGAAAUGGCGGAGGAUCAGGUUAUGGACAAGGAUCAGGUGCAGGCGCAGGAUCUGGCGCAGGAACAGGUGCAGGUGCUGGUUCUGGACAAGGUCAAGGAAGUGGCGCAGGAUCUGGCGCAGGAACAGGUGCAGGUGCUGGUUCUGGACAAGGUCAAGGAAGUGGCGCAGGAUCAGGUGCAGGCGCAGGCGCUGGUUUUGGAUAUGGUCAAGGAAGUGGCACAGGAUCAGGUGCAGGCGCAGGUGCAGGUGCUGGUUCUGGACAAGGUCAAGGAAGUGGCUCAGGAUCAGGUGCAGGCGCAGGUUCUGGACAAGGUCAAGGAAAUGGCGGAGGAUCAGGUUAUGGACAAGGAUCAGGUGCAGGCGUAGGAUCUGGUGCAGGCGCAGGUGCAGGUGCUGGUUCUGGACAAGGUCAAGGAAGUGGCGCAGGAUCAGGUGCAGGCGCAGGUGCUGGUUUUGGAUAUGGUCAAGGAAGUGGCACAGGAUCAGGUACAGGCGCAGGUGCAGGUGCUGGUUCUGGACAAGGUCAAGGAAAUGGCUCAGGAUCAGGUGCAGGUUUUGGAUAUGGUCAAGGAAGUGGCACAGGAUCAGGUACAGGCGCAGGUGCAGGUGUUGCUUCUGGAAAAGGUCAAGGAAGUGGCGCAGGAUCAGGUGCAGGUGCUGGUUCUGGACAAGGUCAAGGAAAUGGCGGAGGAUCAGGUUAUGGACAAGGAUCAGUUUAUGGACAAGGAUCAGGUGCAGGCGUAGGAUCUGGUGCAGGCGCAGGUGCAGGUGCUGGUUCUGGACAAGGUCAAGGAAGUGGCGCAGGAUCAGGUGCAGGCGCAGGAUCAGGUGCUGGUUUUGGAUAUGGUCAAGGAAAUGGCGGAGGAUCAGGUUAUGGACAAGGAUCAGGUGCAGGCGCAGGAUCUGGCGCAGGAACAGGUGCAGGUGCUGGUUCUGGACAAGGUCAAGGAAGUGGCGCAGGAUCUGGCGCAGGAACAGGUGCAGGUGCUGGUUCUGGACAAGGUCAAGGAAGUGGCGCAGGAUCAGGUGCAGGCGCAGGCGCUGGUUUUGGAUAUGGUCAAGGAAGUGGCACAGGAUCAGGUGCAGGCGCAGGUGCAGGUGCUGGUUCUGGACAAGGUCAAGGAAGUGGCUCAGGAUCAGGUGCAGGCGCAGGUUCUGGACAAGGUCAAGGAAAUGGCGGAGGAUCAGGUUAUGGACAAGGAUCAGGUGCAGGCGUAGGAUCUGGUGCAGGCGCAGGUGCAGGUGCUGGUUCUGGACAAGGUCAAGGAAGUGGCGCAGGAUCAGGUGCAGGCGCAGGUGCUGGUUUUGGAUAUGGUCAAGGAAGUGGCACAGGAUCAGGUACAGGCGCAGGUGCAGGUGCUGGUUCUGGACAAGGUCAAGGAAAUGGCUCAGGAUCAGGUGCAGGUUUUGGAUAUGGUCAAGGAAGUGGCACAGGAUCAGGUACAGGCGCAGGUGCAGGUGCUGGUUCUGGACAAGGUCAAGGAAGUGGCUCAGGAUCAGGUGCAGGCGCAGGUGCAGGUGCUGGUUCUGGAUAUGGUCAAGGAAAUGGAGGAGGAUCAGGUGCUGGCGCAGGGUCUGGUGCAGGAGCAGGAUCAGGUGUUGCUUCUGGAAAAGGUCAAGGAAGUGGCGCAGGAUCAGGUGCAGGUGCUGGUUCUGGACAAGGUCAAGGAAAAGGCGGAGGAUCAGGUUAUGGACAAGGAUCAGGUUAUGGACAAGGAUCAGGUGCAGGCGUAGGAUCUGGUGCAGGCGCAGGUGCUGGUUCUGGACAAGGUCAAGGAAGUGGCGCAGGAUCAGGUGCUGGUUUUGGAUAUGGUCAAGGAAAUGGCGGAGGAUCAGGUUAUGGACAAGGAUCAGGUGCAGGCGUAGGAUAUGGUGCAGGUGCAGGUGCUGGUUCUGGACAAGGUCAAGGAAGUGGCGCAGGAUCAGGUGCAGGCGCAGGAUCAGGUGCUGGUUUUGGAUAUGGUCAAGGAAAUGGCGGAGGAUCUGGUUAUGGACAAGGAUCUGGUGCAGGCGCAGGUGCAGGUGCUGGUUCUGGACAAGGUCAAGGAAGUGGCGCAGGAUCAGGUGCUGGUUUUGGAUAUGGUCAAGGAAAUGGCGGAGGAUCAGGUUAUGAACAAGGAUCAGGUGCAGGCGUAGGAUCUGGUGCAGGCGCAGGUGCAGGUGCUGGUUCUGGACAAGGUCAAGGAAGUGGCGCAGGAUCAGGUGCAGGCGCAGGAUCAGGUGCUGGUUUUGGAUAUGGUCAAGGAAAUGGCGGAGGAUCAGGUUAUGGACAAGGAUCAGGUGCAGGCACAGGAUCUGGUGCAGGAGCAGGAUCAGGUGCUGGUUUUGGAUAUGGUCAAGGAAGUGGCACAGGAUCAGGUGCAGGCGCAGGUGCUGGUUCUGGACAAGGUCAAGGAAGUGGCACAGGAUCAGGUGCAGGCGCAGGAUCAGGUGCAGGUGCUGGUUCUGGACAAGGUCAAGGAAGUGGCGCAGGAUCAGGUGCAGGAUCAGGUGCAGGUGCUGGUUCUGGACAAGGUCAAGGAAAUGGCGGAGGAUCAGGUUAUGGACAAGGAUCAAGUGCAGGCGUAGGAUCUGGUGCAGGCGCAGGAUCAGGUGCUGGUUUUGGAUAUGGUCAAGGAAAUGGCGGAGGAUCAGGUUAUGGACAAGGAUCAGGUGCAGGCACAGGAUCUGGUGCAGGCGCAGGAUCAGGUGCUGGUUUUGGAUAUGGUCAAGGAAAUGGCGGAGGAUCAGGUUAUGGACAAGGAUCAGGUGCAGGCACAGGAUCUGGUGCAGGAGCAGGAUCAGGUUCUGGUUUUGGAUAUGGUCAAGGAAGUGGCACAGGAUCAGGUGCAGGCGCAGGUGCUGGUUCUGGAGAAGGUCAAGGAAGUGGCACAGGAUCAGGUGCAGGUGCUGGUUCUGGACAAGGUCAAGGAAGUGGCGCAGGAUCAGGUGCAGGCGCAGGAUCAGGUGCUGGUUUUGGAUAUGGUCAAGGAAAUGGCGGAGGAUCAGGUUAUGGACAAGGAUCAGGUUAUGGACAAGGAUCAGGUGCAGGCGUAGGAUCUGGUGCAGGCGCAGGUGCAGGUGCUGGUUCUGGACAAGGUCAAGGAAGUGGCGCAGGAUCAGGUGCAGGCGCAGGAUCAGGUGCUGGUUUUGGAUAUGGACAAGGAUCAGGUGCAGGCGCAGGAUCUGGUGCAGGAACAGAACUAGAAUUGCCGUAG